Molecule: messenger RNA, 1032 nt
Organism: Lactuca sativa (garden lettuce)
Lineage: Eukaryota; Viridiplantae; Streptophyta; Magnoliopsida; Asterales; Asteraceae
Biological process (GO): regulation of DNA-templated transcription
Molecular function (GO): DNA binding; DNA-binding transcription factor activity
Source: RefSeq, a predicted model, not a curated record
UCGGAUGUCAAUUUAAACCUAUAUCUCAACUUUCUCUCUCCAACCUCACCACCUUAACUUUGUAAUCCAAUUACAUUAAAACCCAGUUUUCUCUUUGGUUUGUUCGCUUCUUCUUUCCUUUCGUCACCUUCACAAUCACAGGAUCAUCUAAAGACACCAUGGUGAGCAUCCGUAGACAAAGACUCAUCAAACUCUAUGGGAGGAACCCUUUUCUUGAUUUUCUUUCAUCAUAUGGAAACGGGAAAUCUCCUGGAUGUUGGGUGCAAAACACAAGAUCUGCUGGCAUGCAUCUUUCACCUUCGGUUGACAUUGACCAUCAUGAUGAGCAGAAAAACACAAAAUUCGAAGAACCUGAAUCCUCAAUUGUGAAUGGAUCUAGCUCAUCUUAUAAGCAGCCCGUUUCUCAUCCAGAGUUCAAGAGACGAAAAAGACACAGAAGAAAGCAUUUUGAGAAUCAAGAAGCUUGUGUGAUGAGAGGGGUGUAUUACAAAAACAUGAAAUGGCAAGCUGCCAUUAAAGUUGAGAAGAAACAGAUCCAUUUAGGCACAGUCAGCUCUCAAGAAGAAGCUGCCCGCUUGUAUGACAGGGCUGCUUUCAUGUGUGGGAGGGAACCAAACUUUGAGCUCACUGUUGAAGAAAAAGACGAACUGAGUCAACUCAGUUGGGACGACUUCUUAGCAAUGACUCGCUCUGCAAUCAACAGCAAGAAAAGCCAAAGAAGGGUGAGUUCAAGGAUGAAGUUUGAGAAUCAGCGACAUAACAACAGUGACUCAGAAGCAGAAGCAAUUGAAGGAGGAAAUGGCUUCUCGGGUUCUGAUGAUGCAGAUACAUCAGUAGCUUGAUGAUUUUUUUUAUAUUUAUUCUUUAAUUAUUAUUAUUUUUUUAUCUGGUGGAAAUGAUGUUGAAAUGUGAAAAUUCAUAAACAUUGUUUGAAGCGGGAAAAUUCUCGCUCAUUUAUUUGUAUAUAGAGGGAGACAGGGAGUGAAUUGUUACUUGUUAUGAUGGGGGUAUGACAUAUUGAUGUUUCUUUUA